Molecule: messenger RNA, 2081 nt
Organism: Spinacia oleracea (spinach)
Lineage: Eukaryota; Viridiplantae; Streptophyta; Magnoliopsida; Caryophyllales; Amaranthaceae
Product: B-type cell cycle switch protein ccs52B
Exons: 10
Coding region: 264-1802 (512 amino acids)
Biological process (GO): anaphase-promoting complex-dependent catabolic process; positive regulation of anaphase-promoting complex-dependent catabolic process; positive regulation of ubiquitin protein ligase activity
Cellular component (GO): anaphase-promoting complex
Molecular function (GO): anaphase-promoting complex binding; ubiquitin ligase activator activity; protein binding
Source: RefSeq, a predicted model, not a curated record
AAACCUAAAUACCAAAACCCAAUUUGACUUUCCAUUUUCCCAGAAUUUUACAGCUUCAUUCUUACCUUAAACCCUUGCUUACCGUUACAAAUUCAACCCCAGAAAAUCUUUAAUUUUUAUUUUUUUUAAAAAGCCCUCUCUUUGGUUGAUUUAAUUGAUCAAUUGCAGAGAGAGUGGCAUUUUAAUUCAACCCAGAAAAAGAAAAUCCAGUCUUUUUUGCUGAGAAAUUGAGGGGGAAAUAAACCCAGAAUCAAAGAAAGAAAAUGGAGUUUGAACAAAGGAGGAAAAGUGGGAUAAAUCUGCCAUCUGGGAUGUCAGAAACAUCCCUAAGACUGGACACACCAAAAUCAAGAAAUGAAACAACCCCAUUUCGAUCAAAUCUCUGUUUAUCAUCACCAAGAUCAGUGUCAUCCCCUAGAUCAAUUACUAGCCUUUCAACAGCUACUCCAUCGCCUACGUCGAAAAAGUCGAUUUGCAGUGACAGAUUUAUACCUUGCAGAUCUUCUUCUAGGCUUCAUGCUUUUGGGUUGAUUGAGAAAUGUUCUUCUUCCCCUAAUAGUAAAAAUAACAAUAAUGGAAAAGAAGGGGGGAAUAACAAUAGCAAUCAUGAGGCUUAUACUAGAUUAUUAAAGCAAGAGUUGUUUGGUGCUGAUUUUGUUGCUUCUCCUUGUUCUGCUGCAGGCUCACCAAUCAGUAGUCCAAACAAGAAUAUGCUGAGGUUCAAGAUGGAGUAUUCUUCCCCAAAUUCGUCUUUCUCACCCUCCGCCCUCGGCCGUGAUUCUGGGUCUUAUAAUGAGAUCUCUACUCCUCCCAAGCCUCCUAGGAGGGUUCCCAAGACACCUCACAAGGUUUUGGAUGCGCCAUCAUUACAGGAUGAUUUCUACUUAAAUCUGGUAGAUUGGUCAUCUCAAAAUCUGCUUGCGGUUGGACUUGGUACCUGUGUAUACUUGUGGAAUGCAUCUAACAGCAAAGUGACUAAAUUAUGUGAUUUAGGACCAAAUGAUGGUGUUUGUGCAGUUCAAUGGACAAAAGAGGGUUCCUAUAUAUCUGUUGGAACAACUAGUGGUCAAGUUCAGGUAUGGGAUGGGACUCAAUGCAAAAAGGUAAGAACACUAAAUGGCCAUCAAACAAGAGCCGGCGUUUUGGCAUGGAGUUCGCGUAUAUUAGCCUCCGGAAGUAGAGACAGGAACAUACUUCAACAUGAUCUUCGUGUCUCUAAUGACUAUGUUAGCAAGCUUGUUGGACAUAAAUCUGAGGUAUGUGGGUUAAAAUGGUCUCAUGAUGAUAGGGAACUUGCAUCAGGAGGCAAUGACAAUCAGCUGUUGGUUUGGAACCAGCACUCUCAGCAACCAGUUCUGAAACUGACAGAGCACACAGCGGCCGUGAAGGCCAUAGCUUGGUCGCCUCACCAGAGCGGUCUGCUUGCUUCAGGAGGUGGAACUGCUGACCGUUGUAUUCGAUUUUGGAAUACUUCAAAUGGGAAUCAGAUAAACAGCAUUGAUACAGGAAGUCAGGUAUGCAAUCUUGCAUGGAGUAAGAAUGUGAAUGAAAUUGUUAGCACUCAUGGGUAUUCUCAGAAUCAGAUAAUGGUGUGGAAGUAUCCUUCAUUAUCAAAGGUUGCUACAUUAACGGGACAUAGUUUGCGAGUUCUCUAUCUUGCUGUUUCCCCCGAUGGUCAGACAAUAGUGACUGGAGCGGGAGAUGAGACCCUAAGGUUUUGGAAUAUCUUCCCUUCCGUUAAAACACCGACACCAGUCAAGGAAACUGGUCUGUGGUCAUUGGGACGAACAUAUAUUCGUUGAAAGUCUGGCUGAGUAUCUCUAUCUAUUCAAGAGUGAGCAACGGUACAAGCUAGUAAAUUUUGUAUAGUGGAAUUUUGUAUAGAAACUGUGAAAACCUGUGACACGAAAUGUAGAUGGAAGUUAGUUUAGACAAAAUGUACACAUGAUAGUUUGUUCAUUCAUCAAAAGUUGGAAUUUCUGUAGGUUUAGAUUGGAAAACUUUCUCCUCAAAUGAUGGCUCCAAAUUCAUGGAAGCCAAAUCAAUUCUGUCAAUAAACUAUUGCAAAUCAUUACAAACUA